AUGCCUGCUGUGAUGCAGCACUGCGAAGCCAAGGAUAGUCACACACUCGCGCUGCAAGCUUUUCGUGAGCAGCCGGAGGGCGCGGCGGCGCACGAGGGUGAAGCUGACUCCUCCGCUAAACGGCCUCGGUACAGCCAGCCGGCGCCCAUGCACAUGGGCUUCACGUCCGGCUCUGUCGACGGUGUCAUCGGUCGCAUGGCUGAGCCACAAAAUGUGUCUCGAGCCGCCGCCUUCCUUGCGGAGGGUCUUAUCUUCCUCAGCUGGAUCUCGGAUCGAACGACGGUGCUAGUUGAUGCCCCGUGCAUUGGCGUCUGCGCUGCCGUGCACAUGGAGGAGCUCAUGGCCGCAUUGGGAGAAGAGGACCCUCUGGGCCUGCGAGAACGGCUGCUUGUUAUGUACGAGCACCCUCGCUUUGUGCGUUCUGCUCAGCUGCGUGAAGCAUGCAGCAGAAUCCCGGGGGACACAUUGCACGGUUUCCUGGCCAAAGGAUUGUGGGAGCUGCAUGCUCGUCAUCACCCGGGCCACGAGUCCGAGCAAUUUGCCAAGGACUUGAAUUACUCCUGGCUCUACUACACGUGGUCUGAGGAGGCUGCUGCGCUGUUUUGGGGAAACUUUGAUGACAAGGCGAGCGAACAGGAAGCGUCCUACAAACUUGACCAGCAGGCAGCCAAAAAGGCGGGAAAGGGCAAAACCCGACACUACUGGCUAGCCCUUCCAUUGCACAACCUCAUGCAGAAGUGCGCGAACGUCACCGCUGCAGAUUGGUGCACGGUCAUCCCAGUGGCUGCUGCGCAAGCAAGCGUCAUCUUCAGCCAGUAUAUGGACGACGUCUUCGCGCACUUGGAUCUUUUACGUCUUCCAGCUCCUGAUGCUGCUCCUGUUGCCAGCGCCUCCCCAUCAGCUCCUGCUGUGCCCGUCCGGCCUCGCACAACGCACAAGCAGAACCUCCGUUCUCUGCUUGCAACUACUUCCGUCCCCAGUCUUCUCACGGAGGCCCGGUUGGAACCUCUGGUUACGAUGUGCCAUGCGGUUUGCGUGUCUCAGCGGCUGCCGUGCAUGCGUAUCUCCGAUGUUGGCCACCUUCGUCCGGUGCUCUGUCUGCAACUGCCCACUGUCGACGUCAAUCUUCACGCACCGCGAGCACUGACGUUGCUGCACCUGCUCGGCUUGGGCGCCCUGUCCCUCAGCACGAAUGCCACGGGAGCAAAAACCUUGUGGUUCGUCAAACGUCCGCGCGAGGCCGUCGGCCAUGAAGCCCUACGAGAUUCGCUGCAACUUUUUGAGGCUGCUGAAUCCUUCCACACGCUUCCUGAGAGGGAGCUGCAGACGCAUCGCAAACAGUCCCAGGCCGAGAUUGUGUUUUCGAAUUUAGAUGACCCGGCAAUUCGCCAAAGCAUAGCGGCGGCGACGGUCGAGCUGCGAGCAGCUCUCGCUGCGCGGGGGUGA
Effrenium voratum is the source of this 1446-nucleotide messenger RNA. Lineage: Eukaryota; Dinophyceae; Suessiales; Symbiodiniaceae. The record is from the annotation of a GenBank genome assembly.